AGGAUCUUGGUGCUACGGUGUCAAGGCGCAGUCAGCAAUCUAAACAUAUAUACACAUAUACAUCGAAAUGAAGGCCGAUCAACUAAAUCGCUUUGUGCGCACCAAUGGACGCCAGAAUCUUUGGCUGCUGCGCAAUACAAACACAAUUUACGAGCAGGCAGUAAAGUCUUACUAUCAACGCAGCAACUCCUUGUUGCCCUACAAUCCGACUUCGCAGGAGCAGAAGAAGCGUGAGGAGAAUCGCGCGCCCGUGCGCACCUUGACAUCACAACACGAUCGCAGCUCAUUGCCAGAGUAUCCACGGAAUCACAAGCAGAUGACGGAACAAACGACGGCGGCCAACUCCGGCAAUCUGCUGAGCACAGUGAUGCAGGCAAAUCGUCGACGCUCCAUGUCCUUCACCGGCAGCAGCCUGCGUGAUUACAUCUAUCCCGAUAGCAGGCACAAAGAGAACAUCAGCGACAACAGCAACAACGACAAAUUGAGAAAUAGUCAACAACAACAACGAGGCACAAGUUUGACACGAACGAACACGAAAACGAAAACGACUACGGGAAUGGGAAUGGGAACAGGAACAGGAACGGGAACGGCAACGGCGACAUCGUCGGGCAGCGGCCUCGAUGUGGUUGAGCAACUGGACCUGGGCAUCCUGAGUGGCCGUUCGAUCAGUUUGCCGCCGCGCUCUUCGCUCGACUUGGGCAACGUUGAUUUGGCGGUGCGCAAAGCGAAGAAGCCGCCCUGCCACAAGCAUCACAUCGAUGCCAUCGAAAAGUCCACCACAGCGGCGGUGGCAGCGCUGGCGCGGCACAGGCAACGCAAGACGAGCAUCGACAAGCUGGACAGCGAGCAGCUGAUGGCCAUCGAUGAGACACUGAAGCAACGUCUCGCCGUCCGCUUUGACCGUGAACGUGAACGUGAACGCGAGAAGCGUCCGGCGGAGCCCAAUGUUGUUGCUGCCCGCAUGUUGUCGGCACGUCCGCCGGCCAAAUCAGCUGCAACCACAACGACGACAACAACUGCCAACAACAAGGAGCAGACACGCUUCCAAACCCUCGGCGAGCGUAUUCGGCAAUUCGAGUGCAUGCAAUUUGCCAAUGGACCGGCGGCAUUUCAGGCCUUCAGUCGCCGCCAGGGCCAUGGCAAUGGACGCGUCUCGCUGAUGGGCAACAAGCACAUACCGAAGCAGCAGCCAUGCCUGAGUUUUCGCAAUGUGUUGCACACGAAUCACAGGCAGCGCUGCCUGCUCAGUUCCCAGACGCAGACGCGUUCGCAGUCGGUGAGCUCGUCGCUGCCAUUGGCGCCGGCCAAGGCCAAGUCGCGUACGAAAACGCUGAAGCGGUCCCCAGAGCCGACGCUAAUGACCAGCUGGCGACCGCAACAGCAGCAGCAGCAGCAUCAGCAACAACAGCAACAGCAGCAGCAGCGGCAGUUGCAGCCAAGUCCAGCGGCGCCGUCAUCGAUCAUACGCUUCAAUCAGGCUAAACUCAAGCGCAGCAAGUCGAGGCGUUACAUCAAGACAGCUGUCAGCAGCAGCAGCGGCAGCAGCAACAGCAGCAGCAGUCAGAGCAGCAACCGCUUCCUUAUCCUAGAUGGUCCACGUCAGUCGAAACCGAGCAAGAUGAAGGCCAACACGGCCAAGGAACACGCGACAAUUGGUGCCAGCAAUCAUCUUAGUCGCAGCAGCCACAUGCCCUACAUCAAGCACUGCAGCAACAAGUUGACGGAUUCCCCGUCCCCGUCCCCAUCAAAUGCUCCAAAUGGUGGCAAACGUCUCGCCGAGCAGCUGAGGCAGCCUGAGAGUGAACGCAAGGUGUUGCCGCAGCGUAAGAUGUUGGAGGAGCUGCCCAAACAGCCGCUGAUGGCCAAGGGGGCGCAUCAUCUGUUGGCGGCCAGUGCAUCGCAGGUCUCGGCCUAUCGGCGUGCGUUCAAGAAUCGCCAGCAAAUCCUGCAGGCGGAACUCUUUCACGUCUAUGCACAUGAUCAGCCGCAACAACUGUUGUCAAGCAAAACGACCCUUAAGCCGAAGUCACCGCUGCCAAGACAGGCCAAAUCAGUCCCCCAAACACAAGCCUCAUCCACAAUUCCAAUCACAACAACAUCGACAGUCCCAUCUCCAUCUCCAUCCACGAUCGCAAAUCCUUCACCAAUUCCAAGCACAUCCCUAACACAGACAAAGAAGGAGGAAGCCAAGGUGACGCCGCCCAAGCCGCUGGUCCAGCACAAUCCGACACCUCCCCCCGAGUCAGUGACAAUGACAGUGAAAAAGACCAAGGUGGCCAAGACCAAUGCGAGUGCUCCGCACGCGUCUAGCAGCCUGACGACUUUGCCAGAGCUGGCAACCGAGACGAGCUACAUGGUCAUCGAUGCAAAGCCCAAAUGGUCGCCGGUGCUGCAGCAACAGCAGCUGCAUCAGCAGCUCCGACAGCGUCGCCAGCAGCCCUACGACAGCCUCUGGCGUUACAAUUAUUGAAAGCCAAGUGAAACAAUAGAAGUGGAACGAAAAGCAGCGAAAUGGAAUGAGCCACAAAUAAGUGAGCUAGGAGUAAAUGGAAUGGAACGAAAAGGAAUGAAUCGGAAUGGAAUGAGACGAAAUGGAAUGAAACGAAAUGGAAUGAAACGAAAUGGAAUGAAACGAAAUGUAUUGAAACGAAACGGAAUGAAACGUAAUAGAAUGAAAGAAAACGGAAUGAAAUGAAACGAAACGGAAUGGAAUGAAACGAAA
Drosophila sulfurigaster albostrigata is the source of this 2722-nucleotide messenger RNA. RefSeq lists its product as uncharacterized. The transcript has 2 exons. The coding region runs from base 68 to 2470 and encodes 800 amino acids. The record is from RefSeq and is a predicted model, not a curated record. NCBI's taxonomy places the organism in Eukaryota, Metazoa, Arthropoda, Insecta, Diptera, Drosophilidae.